UUGAAAUCCCCCUGAUUGGGUUAACUCAAUUUCGACCCUAUAUAAAUCCCAAUUUCCAAAAGUCAAACUAAACCACUGUCCUUAUGACCUUGUGUCCCAUAUCCAUCAAGAACCCUAAUUUUAUCUCCAAUCUUUACAAAAUUACCAAAAAUUAACAUGGGUUCCGACCACAACAAGAGUAGCUGCUAUAGUGAUUUACUGAUUCCACCAUUUCUGGUACUCUUUGCGCUGCAAUUCGUACCUUAUGUCGGAGCUCAAGCUUCAGCUCCCCCAGAUGGGAUGCCGUAUGCUGAUUUCAACCCUUCGAUUAUCACCAUAAUCGUAAUCCUUGUUGCAGCUCUCUUCUUAAUGGGGUGUUUCUCGAUUUACAUCCGGCGGCGCUCAAACGAAGGCGGUGGUAUUAUCCGUAGAGUCUCCAUACGCCGUGCUGCGGUGCCAUCACGCGGUCUCGAUUCCACGGUGAUCGAGACGUUUCCGACCUUCGUUUACUCCUCCGUGAAGGGGCUUAAGAUUGGGAAGGGAGCACUUGAGUGCGCCGUGUGUCUCAAUGAAUACGAAGAUGAAGAAACUCUCCGGUUGAUUCCGAAGUGCGAUCAUGUUUUCCAUCCCGAGUGUAUUGACGCUUGGUUCGAGAAUCACGUCACUUGCCCUGUCUGCCGUGCGAAUCUCGUUCCUGAUUCCGGCGAGUCCGGUAACGUUCCCGCAGAGGUGGAGUUAGCUGUUUCAGGCGAUGAACAUCACCGGACCACCGCAGCUGGGGAAGAAAAUGACGGCGUUUCUGGUUCUGGUUCCGUUUCCAUUUCCAUUGCUGAAGAUCCUGUAGUCAACAUACAAGAGCCGGCGACGCAUACUGAGUCGCUGAACCGGAACCAGAGUGGAAAGCAGAAUCGGCCACAGAUAUUCCCGAGGUUGUUCGACAAGUUUAGAUCUCAUUCGACCGGACACUCGCUGGUUCAACCGGGGGAGAAUCUAGACCGGUUUACGUUGCGGUUGCCGGAAGACGUGAGGAAGCAAGUCGUGAAUCGAGCUCUGCUAAACCGGAUGGGAAGCACUGUGAGGAUGACCGGAGAAGGGAGUGAAAAGAAAGGGUUCAGGACGGCCGGAGUAGGUAGCGGCCGGAGAAAAUCUUACAGACGGCUGGAGAGUUUAGACCGGGUGGUGGUGAGGUCAGAACGGUGGGUUUUGUCGAGGGCACCAUCUUUUUUGACUCGAGCAUUCUCCAUUAGGUCUCCGAGGGUUGUCUCCGGCGACGGCGAGGCAUCAACGUCGGCGACGACGCCGAAAGGCUCCAAAUCGGGCGAUAAAAUUCCACUAAAUAACUUUGGACCCAAAAGUUGUUGACUCAGUCUCUGGUUUGUGUGAAUUUCACGAGUGAAAUGACUUUUUUUUUUUUUUUACGUAAUAUAAUUUGAUUUUGCUGUUAAUUAAUUGUAAAACAUAGAAUAAAUCAUUUUGGACAAAUUAUAAAAACCAUAAAUGACAAAAAUCAUCACUAUUAUUUAUAA
Molecule: messenger RNA, 1505 nt
Organism: Lactuca sativa (garden lettuce)
Lineage: Eukaryota; Viridiplantae; Streptophyta; Magnoliopsida; Asterales; Asteraceae
Product: E3 ubiquitin-protein ligase ATL6
Source: RefSeq, a predicted model, not a curated record